ACCACUGCAUUCCAGCCUCGGCAACAGAGUGAGACUUCGUCUCAAAAAAUAAAAUAAAAAUUAUUUUCUAUGAUUUACCAGAAACAUGUUUAACUAAAUUUUCUCUGCGUUCUUUAUUUUAUCCAUUUUGAAUCAAAGGUAAUAUAGAGCCCUAGAUUCUUCCCUUAACCUCCAAAUUGAGUAAGUUCUCUCAACCAAUGUUUAUUAAGCACUAAUUCUACCUCUGCCCCUUCUUCAAAACUGCUAUACUCCUGCAGCUUUAAUUUCCUUAUAAUUUCUGGACUGUUAGUCUCUCUUAUCACUCAUCUCUUCUCCAGAGCUCUUUGUAAUUCAGAUCCCUCUGUAACCCACAGAUCUGAUCGUAUCAUUCUCCUUUACAGAUUUCUUCAGUGGCUCUAUGUUGCUCAUAGGCCCUAGAAGCAAGCUUGGGGAUGAUUAGGGCAAGUAAUUCUCUGAGUCCCAGGUACCAGCAAGUGGCUCUAGAAGGGGAGUUGCUGGUGUGUGCAGACUUCAGGUGGCCACAUGUCCUUGGCCUUGCUGACUACACAUUAAUGGAGGAGGACUACAGCAAGGAACUCCUAAAGUGGUUGUUUAGGUCUAGAUGCAGACCGUGCUACUGUGUGUUGAGAGUAGACCAUUCGUGGCAGUAAGGACAGAAGUGGAGAGAACAUCUGGGAGCCUUACUGCAGUAAUCCAGUUUUCAGAUGCUUCAAGUGUUGUGAACAGAGACUUGUUUGGAUUAUGCGUUUCUCAGCUAGACUAAAUAAAUGCUAACAAUGGAUAAGUGCAAACAUGUUGGGCAGCUGCGGCUUGCUCAAGACCAUUCCAGCCUCAACCCUCAGAAAUGGCACUGUGUGGACUGCAACACGACCGAGUCCAUUUGGGCUUGCCUUAGCUGCUCCCAUGUUGCCUGUGGAAGAUAUAUUGAAGAGCAUGCACUCAAGCACUUUCAAGAAAGCAGUCAUCCUGUUGCAUUGGAGGUGAAUGAGAUGUAUGUUUUUUGUUACCUUUGUGACGAUUAUGUUCUGAAUGAUAAUGCAACUGGAGACCUGAAGUUACUACGGAGUACAUUAAGUGCAAUCAAAAGUCAAAAUUAUCACUGCAUGACUCGUAGUGGGAUGGUUUUACGGUCCAUGGGUACAAGUGAUGAUUCUUAUUUCUUAUAUGACGGUGCGCAAUCUCUGCUUCAAAAUGAAGAUCAAAUGUAUACUGCUCUUUGGCACAGGAGAAGGAUAUUAAUGGGUAAAAUCUUUCGAACAUGGUUUGAACAAUCACCCAUUGGAAGAAAAAAGCAAGAAGAACAAUUUCAGGAAAAAUUAGUAGUAAAAAGAGAAGUAAAGCGAAGACGGCAAGAAUUAGAGUAUCAAGUUACAGCAGAAUUGGAAAGUAUGCCUCCAAGAAAGAGUUUACGUUUACAAGGGCUCGCUCAGUCGACCAUAAUAGAAAUAGUUCCUGUUCAGGUGCCAGCACAAAUGCCAGCAUCAACAGCAAAAGAUAAAGUACUCUCUACCUCAGAAGAUGAAAGAUCUCAAAAAAUCAAUGACUCCUCAGUUAAACGAAGGCCAAUAGUAACUCCUGGUGUAACAGGAUUGAGAAAUUUGGGGAAUACUUGCUAUAUGAAUUCUGUUCUUCAGGUGUUGAGUCAUUUACUUAUUUUUCGACAAUGUUUUUUAAAGCUUGAUCUGAACCAAUGGCUGGCUGUGACUGCUAGUGAGAAGAAAAGAUCUUUCUGUAAGCAUCCACCAGUCACAGAUACAGUAGUAUAUCAAAUGAAUGAAUGUCAAGAAAAAGAUACAGGUUUUGUUCGCUCCAGACAAUCAAGUCUGUCAUCAGGACUAAGUGGUGGAGCAUCAAAAAGUAGAAAGAUGGAACUUAUUCAGCCAAGGGAGCCAACUUCACAGUACCUUUCUCUUUGUCAUGAAUUGCAUACUUUGUUCCAAGUCAUGUGGUCUGGAAAGUGGGCGUUGGUCUCACCAUUUGCUAUGCUACACUCAGUGUGGAGACUCAUUCCUGCCUUUCGUGGUUAUGCCCAACAAGAUGCUCAGGAAUUUCUUUGUGAACUUUUAGAUAAAAUACAACAUGAAUUAGAGACAACCGGUACCAGUUUACCAGCUCUUAUCCCCACUUCUCAAAGGAAACUCAUCAAACAAGUUCUGAAUGUUGUAAAUAACAUUUUUCAUGGACAACUUCUCAGUCAGGUUACAUGUCUUGCAUGUGACAACAAAUCCAAUACCAUAGAACCUUUCUGGGACUUGUCAUUGGAGUUUCCAGAAAGAUAUCAAUGCAGUGGAAAAGAUAUUGCGUCUCAGCCAUGUCUGGUUACUGAAAUGUUGGCCAAAUUUACAGAAACGGAAGCUUUAGAAGGAAAAAUCUACGUAUGUGAGCAGUGUAACUCAAAGCGUAGAAGGUUUUCCUCCAAACCAGUUGUACUCACAGAAGCCCAGAAACAACUUAUGAUAUGCCACCUACCUCAGGUUCUCAGACUGCACCUCAAACGAUUCAGGUGGUCAGGAUGUAAUAACCGAGAGAAGAUUGGUGUUCAUGUUGGCUUUGAGGAAAUCUUAAACAUGGAGCCCUAUUGCUGCAGGGAGACCCUGAAAUCCCUCAGACCAGAAUGCUUUAUCUAUGACUUGUCUGCGGUGGUGAUGCACCAUGGGAAAGGAUUUGGCUCAGGGCACUACACUGCCUACUGCUAUAAUUCUGAAGGAGGGUUCUGGGUACACUGCAAUGAUUCCAAGCUAAGCAUGUGCACUAUGGAUGAAGUAUGCAAGGCUCAAGCUUAUAUCUUGUUUUAUACCCAACGAGUUACUGAGAAUGGACAUUCUAAACUUUUGCCUCCAGAGCUCCUGUUCGGGAGCCAACAUCCCAGUGAAGAUGCUGAUACCUCGUCUAAUGAAAUCCUUACCUGAUCCAAAGACAAUGGGGUUUUCUUCCUGUGAUUUAUAUAUAUACUUUUAAAAAGACUGAUGUACCAUUUUAAACUUUUCUUAUGAAUCAGUGUAUAUACUACAUUUAUACAUUUUUAUAUCUAACUACAAUUUUUUUUUUAACAAAGUAUAAAUGUGUAUAUCAACUGAAGGUAACUACUUUUUUCAAAUAUUUGGAGUUUUAAACUUUUGGUGUUUACCUCAGGCUGAUGUUACCUCUUUUAUAUUUUUAUGUCUUAAUUGGCUUGGAUCAUGAAUUUGUGCAAUCUUCUACCAACAAAGUUCGAGUGGCAUCAUUUUAUAUACAUGUGUUAUCUUUUUCAGGUAUUUUCUAUACAAAUUCUUAAUAGAUGGAAAAUUAGACUUUGCUUGGUCACUAAUAGUCUUUCUUUCAUUUGUAUAUUGAAGUUACCUUGCCCGUUGGAGUUAUUGAAGUGACAUGUCAAGUUAUCACCUAAAUAUUCUUCAGUCACACUCACUGGUAUUUCUGAGGCUUUGUGUGUUAACAGGCCUUGUAAUAGACAUUAUUUUGGUUAAUGUAACCCCAAAAUUGUUUUAGUAAUUGCUAUUUGGCAUAGUCAAACUAUAAAUUAAAAUGGCAGCUUUACAAAUAGUAUAUUUAAGUGACCUUUGGAACUAUGGACAUGAAAAAAUGAUGCCUGGGAUUUAUGAUUUUUGUCUGGCAGCAAACAGGUUUGUCCAGAAGUCUAAAAAUUAAGCAGUCAUAAAAAGUCUGAAUUUAGCAAACCAGUAUAUGAUGUUAUUCAAAUAGUUUACCUUGGGUAUGAGUUCAUUUUAUAAUGUCUGAUGACAUUAGAUCUCUUAAAACUUUAUAUGUAUUUUUUAGUUCAAAGGAAUAAAGAGUCUUGAAGAGAAAAAAUUACAGGGCAAAAAAGUGUUCAAAAUUGGCAACUGGACUAUUAUGUCUAGCAUCUCAUUCUCCUAAAUAACUAAAGUUUGAUUUACUCUUGCUAGGAUUAUGUGACUACUAGGUAGGAGCCUCUUAAAACACUGGCCCUGAGCACUAAAAAAAAUUAAAAGCUAUCUAAACUUGCAAAAAAAAAAAAAAAAAAAAAAGCCGUGAGUCAUUCUUUUUGUUCUUCUCUGAUAAUCUCACUGGAUUUCUUUAAAGUCCUGUUGCUGCUAACUUUAUCUUGUUUGGAGAGGGCAGAAUCAACUAAUCUGCAGACCAGCUAUGUAUCUAAGCUCUGUUAACCACAGAAGAUCAUGUAUCCUUUUUUUAUAAGUGGGUUUAUUUGCAGGUUGAAGUCUUAGUGAAAGAUAAUAUCCUGUAGAAUGCUGUUCACCAGUAGUGAUCAUCUGUAAGUACAAACUUGAAAGAGAUCUCUACCAGUAAAUAACAAGUCGUCUGGGUUAGCUGAAGUGCAAUGAGACUUUUAUCACUGAACAGACAAAUCAUUUGUGCCAAAAACACAUCUGGAAUAUUAAAUAGCUGUGUUUAAAAUUGUUCAUAAUACCUAUGCAAGUCAUUACCUCAACUGUUACACACUUAAUACCUCAUUAAAAAUUUAUGUGUUCAAGAUA
Molecule: messenger RNA, 4472 nt
Organism: Macaca mulatta (Rhesus monkey)
Lineage: Eukaryota; Metazoa; Chordata; Mammalia; Primates; Cercopithecidae
Gene: USP44
Product: ubiquitin specific peptidase 44
Biological process (GO): protein deubiquitination
Molecular function (GO): zinc ion binding; cysteine-type deubiquitinase activity
Source: RefSeq, a predicted model, not a curated record